AUGCCGGCCUUUGUCUGUCCCCAGUGUCUCGAGGAAUGGUUACCAGAUUCUCCAACAGCUCGACUCCUCACAUCACUACGAGCAUCGAAAACGUCCAACAAGAUAACCAUGGGAUCUCUAGCACCGUUACCGCCUUCGCGCCCGGCGACUGACCCUACUGUCUACGAUGCCCACCAUCGAACCUUUGCUGACUCGCAAUUGCCAUCCAAGCCUGACGAGUGGCUCCAACGUGCUGCACGCGUGUCCGCCAUCUUAGCAGAAGAUGCUGCCCAUCGCGAGAAGGAGAAUAAAUGCCCCAUAGCCGAAGUAACCCUGCUCAAAUCUUCAGGUCUUACCAAGGUCCUAGGUCCUCAGGAGUACGGCGGUGGUGGGCAGGGGUGGGAUGUAGCUUACAAAGUUAUCCGUGAAAUUGCUAAAGCUGAUGGCUCCGUUGGCAUGCUUCUCGGCUACCAUUUGCUCUGGAGCUGGACGGCUAAUGUCGUUGGUACGGACGAACAGAAGGCUCGGACGCAGAAGUUGAUUAUUGAGAAUAACUACUUCGUUGGUGGUGCGGUUAAUCCGAGGGAUAACGACCAAACGAUCACGGAUGAUGGCGAUCACAUCAUCUUCAGUGGAUUCAAGCACUUCAACACUGGUGGUGUGGUGUCUGAUUUGACGGUCCUUGAAGGGGUCUAUGAAGGCACAGACAAACAUAUUUUCACCCUGGCUCUUACGAACCAACCAGCAAUCGUCUUCUCUCACAACUGGGACAACAUCGGCCUUCGUCUCACCGAGUCUGGCAGCGUCAAGAUCGAUAACGUCCGAGUCCCGUGGACAGAUGCCCUAGGCUGGGAUCCCACCACCAAGGAACCUAUUGAGAGCAUCCUGACUAUCCCGUGGGCCACGCUGCUUCUGCCAACCAUCCAACUCGUCUUCUCCAACUUCUACAUCGGCAUCGCACUCGGCGCCCUCUCCUUCGCCUCCACCUACACAACCAAACACACCCGCCCGUGGCCCUACACCCCCUCCCCCGCCCCCUCCGCCACAUCCGAACCCUACAUCCUCGCGCGCUACGGCUCCUUCUUCGCGCACCUCCGCGCCGCCGAAGCCCUCGCCGACCUCGCCGGCGCCAAAAUCUCCGACAUCUACACCCACCACGGCGCGAAGAGAGACAUCACGGCGGCGCAGAGGGGAGAGGUCGCGGAGUGGGUCGCGAGCGUCAAGGUCGUGGCGACCGAUACGGCCCUGAGGGUCACGGGGGGGGUGUUUGAAACGACGGGCGCGAGGGCGACGGCCGGGAAGGUGGGGCUGGAUCGCUUCUGGAGGGAUGUCAGGACGCAUUCGUUGCAUGAUCCGGUCGCGUACAAGGAGAUGGAGUUGGGGAGGUAUGUGCUUUUGGGGGAGGUGCCGGAGCCGAGUUGGUAUACUUGA
Molecule: messenger RNA, 1410 nt
Organism: Letharia columbiana
Lineage: Eukaryota; Fungi; Ascomycota; Lecanoromycetes; Lecanorales; Parmeliaceae
Exons: 3
Coding region: 1-1410 (469 amino acids)
Biological process (GO): L-leucine catabolic process
Molecular function (GO): flavin adenine dinucleotide binding; 3-methylbutanoyl-CoA dehydrogenase activity
Source: RefSeq, a predicted model, not a curated record